CUCCGCCGCCGCCGCCACCGCCGCCGCCGCCGCCACCGCCACCACCGCCGGCGGCGGCAGCAGCCAUUUCAUCUCCGCCGAAGCCAGACACAAAAACAUGGCAGAAAUGGAGAAAGAAGGGAGACCUCCGGAAAAUAAAAGGAGCAGGAAGCCGGCUCACCCGGUGAAAAGGGAGAUCAACGAGGAGAUGAAGAACUUUGCAGAAAACACUAUGAAUGAACUCCUUGGCUGGUAUGGCUAUGAUAAGGUUGAAUUGAAAGAUGGUGAAGAUAUUGAAUUCAGGAGCUACCCUACAGAUGGAGAGAGCCGCCAGCACAUUUCUGUUCUCAAAGAAAAUUCUUUGCCAAAACCAAAAUUACCUGAGGACAGUGUUAUCUCACCAUACAAUAUAAGCACAGGCUAUUCAGGGCUUGCCACAGGAAAUGGACUCAGUGACUCACCUGCAGGGUCCAAGGAUCAUGGCAAUGUGCCCAUUAUAGUACCUUUAAUUCCUCCACCUUUCAUAAAGCCACCAGCAGAAGAUGAUGUGUCAAAUGUACAAAUAAUGUGUGCCUGGUGCCAGAAAGUGGGAAUCAAGCGCUAUUCCCUGAGUAUGGGAAGUGAGGUGAAAAGCUUCUGCAGCGAGAAGUGCUUUGCAGCCUGCCGACGAGCCUACUUCAAGAGAAAUAAGGCUAGAGAUGAAGAUGGACAUGCUGAAAAUUUCCCCCAGCAGCACUAUGCUAAGGAAACUCCAAGGCUUGCCUUCAAGAAUAACUGCGAACUACUUGUAUGUGACUGGUGUAAGCACAUAAGACACACAAAAGAAUACCUGGAUUUUGGGGACGGGGAAAGAAGGCUUCAGUUCUGCAGUGCAAAAUGUCUCAAUCAGUACAAAAUGGACAUUUUCUACAAAGAGACACAGGCCAAUCUUCCAGCUGGGCUGUGCAGCACAUUACACCCUCCCAUGGAAAAUAAAGCAGAAGGCACCGGGGUGCAGCUGCUCACUCCAGACUCUUGGAAUAUCCCUCUAGCAGAUGCUCGGAGGAAGGCCCCCUCCCCGGUGGCUGCAGCUGGCCAAAGCCAGGGCCCUGGCCCAUCGUCGUCCACCACCGUCUCUCCAUCUGACACCGCCAACUGCUCUGUCACUAAAAUCCCCACGCCAGUGCCCAAGUCCAUGCCCAUCAGCGAGACUCCGAGCAUCCCUCCCGUCUCCGUCCAGCCGCCCGCUAGCAUCGGGCCUCCCCUCGGCGUCCCGCCUCGCAGCCCUCCCAUGGUGAUGACCAACCGCGGCCCGGUGCCGCUGCCCAUCUUCAUGGAGCAGCAGAUCAUGCAGCAGAUCCGCCCGCCCUUCAUCCGCGGGCCACCGCACCACGCCUCCAACCCCAACAGCCCUCUGUCCAACCCCAUGCUUCCCGGCAUCGGGCCCCCGCCCGGCGGCCCCCGGAACCUGGGCCCCACGUCCAGCCCCAUGCACCGGCCCAUGCUGUCGCCCCACAUCCACCCCCCCAGCACCCCGACCAUGCCCGGGAACCCCCCGGGCCUGCUGCCGCCGCCGCCCCCGGGCGCGCCCCUGCCCAGCCUCCCCUUCCCGCCCGUGAGCAUGAUGCCCAACGGCCCGAUGCCCGUGCCGCAGAUGAUGAAUUUCGGGCUGCCGUCGCUCGCCCCGCUGGUGCCGCCCCCCACCUUGCUCGUGCCCUACCCCGUGAUCGUGCCCCUGCCCGUGCCCAUCCCCAUCCCCAUCCCCAUCCCUCACGUCAACGACUCCAAGCCCCCCAACGGAUUCUCCAGCAACGGGGAGAGCUUCAUUCCGAGCGCCCCUGGCGACCCGUCGGCGGCGGGGGGCAAGCCGGGCGGGCGCUCCCUGUCCCCCCGGGACUCCAAGCAGGGCCCGUCCAAGCCCGCGGACUCGCCGCCCGGCUGCUCGGGCCAAGCGCUGAGCCUGGCGCCCGCGCCCCCGCCCGCGCCCGCGCCCCCGCCCGCGCCCGCCGAGCCCGGCCGCAGCGACGUGGUGGACCUGACGCGGCGCGCGGGCAGCCCCCCGGGCUUCGCGGGCGUGCUGCAGGGCCCGCAGGACGGCGUCAUCGACCUCACGGUGGGCCACCGCGCGCGGCUGCACAACGUGAUCCACCGCGCGCUGCACGCGCACGGCCAGGCGGAGCGCGAGCCCGGCGCCGCGGAGCGCAGGACCUGCGGCGGCUGCAGGGACGGCCACUGCAGCCCGCCCGCCGCCGGCGACCCGGGCCCGGGCGCCCCCGCAGGCCCGGAGGCCGCCGCCGCCUGCAACGUCAUCGUGAACGGCACGCGCGCCGCCGCCGCCGCCGCCGCCGCCGCCGCCGAGGGCGCCAAGGGCGCGGAGCCGCCGCCCGAGCAUCCCCCGCCGCCGCCGCCGCCGCCGCCGCCGCCGCCGCCGCCCGCGCCGCCCAGGAAGCUGCUGUCGCCCGACGAGCCCGCCCUGAGCGAGCUGGAGUCGGUCAAGGAGAACAACUGCGCCUCCAACUGCCACCUGGACGCGGAGGCGGCCAAAAAGCUGAUGGGGGAGGAGGCCCUGGCGGGGGGCGACAAGUCGGACCCGAACCUCAACAACCCCGCGGACGAGGACCACGCGUACGCCCUGCGGAUGCUGCCCAAGGCGGGCUGCGUGAUCCAGCCGGUGCCAAAGCCCGCGGAGAAGAGCGCCCUGGCGCCGGGCGUCAUCGCCGCGCCCCUGCUCGGCGCCGGGCCCGAGGACCUGGAGCCUCCGCUCAAACGCAGGUGCCUCCGGAUUAGAAAUCAGAAUAAGUAAAAAAAAAAAAAAGAAAAAAAAGGAACGCGCACUCACAGGGUACCUCGCGUGGAGAGAGGGCGAGAGCAAACCGCGUCCCGCCACCCAGUGACACCAGCUGUCAGCUCCCCACCCCUCGGGCUAGAACUCAGACAAAUAAAGGCGCUUCCUGUCGUUGAGCAGCUGAGGAAGCGGCCUCCCUCGGCGGCCUCCAGCCCAGAGCGGCCCGGCCCGGCCCGGCUCGGACCCACCCCGCGGCCCGGCCUCCUGGCGGCCACCGGCUCCGCUUCUCCCCAGAGGAACUUAGGGAUUUCGCCCCUGGUUUUGGGAAAUCAAAACACCGACAAGCCACAAGGACCAACGUAGGUAAAUGUCCCCGCUCCGUCUUCGAGGCUCAGAGGGUGAGGCUGGAAGACGAUACGAAUUUGAAAACACAAAUCUUUUUUUAGUCAUUAAAAAAAAAAAAAAAACUGCUGUGGUUUUGCUGCUACACUAAGAAUCGUGAUUUGCAUUGUAUGGUUUUGGACCUAUACUGUUCACGUUUUGAAGGCGGAGAGGGAUCGCGCUGGAGCCCCAACCCCUCCAGAUUCAUCUCUGUCCCGCCCAGGAUGCACUUUUAAAUGAAGAGUUAGAAUAUUUUAUUGGCUAAUAUACUUUUUCUUGUUAUUUUUACAAAGGCCACCUUUAUCCUUUUUAAUGCCAUAUUUUCAGUGUUACACUUUUAUGGCUUUUAAUUUUUCGAUUUGACAGAUGUAAGAAGCAGCAUGAAUAGUUUAUACUGUGGUUUUUCAGAGACUGAAUGCCAAGAGAACUCGGUAAAUGUUUAUUCUUCUCAGCUUUCUCUUUAAAUUCUCCUAAAUAGCGCCCCAUUUGGGAACACAGCAAGAGUGUUGAACUGAAGACCAAAAUGCCCUCAAGGUGUAAAAUAAUCCGAGGGGGAAUAUUUGCUGGGCGUCACGAAAGACUUGGAUGAAAUUUCAACCCUGAUGGUUUUCGGUGAUCCAGGAAGUCAGUGAAGCAAUCUCUCUAUACGCAGAGUCCUUUCAUGAUAAUUAGAAUGGUAUGGACGAACCAGUGAAAACAAGAGGGAAAGUGAGAAAGAUCACCCAUGAUUCUGUUUCACUGUUUGCUUUCUCCUGUCAUGGUUAAGAGAAAUGUGCAAUUCAAUCCUCAAUCAGUGGGUGGAGGAUAACAGGGUAGAUUUUCUUGUGUGCACUUGUACAGUUGUAGCUGCGAGUCCAGAAGUCCUCUAGAGCAUGUGUACUGACACUGAGUUGGUGAGACAGUCGUGGAGUAUCCCAUUCUGAUGAGUACAGAGAAAAAAAAAAAAAAAAAA
Molecule: messenger RNA, 4076 nt
Organism: Canis lupus familiaris (dog)
Lineage: Eukaryota; Metazoa; Chordata; Mammalia; Carnivora; Canidae
Gene: SOBP
Product: sine oculis binding protein homolog
Exons: 7
Coding region: 98-2761 (887 amino acids)
Biological process (GO): animal organ development
Cellular component (GO): nucleus
Source: RefSeq, a predicted model, not a curated record